Messenger RNA from Bactrocera oleae (olive fruit fly), 1318 nucleotides. The record is from RefSeq and is a predicted model, not a curated record. NCBI's taxonomy places the organism in Eukaryota, Metazoa, Arthropoda, Insecta, Diptera, Tephritidae.
CGUAAUUUACUGCUCACAAUCAUACAAAACUGUUUAGUGGUUGAUGAUAUAUUUUUGCGUUUGGGGCUGAAGCUCGAUUAUCGCAAAAUACUGAUGUACUCAUUUGUUACUUCGUUAGGAUUAUUGCUGUUCAACUUUGUUUAUUUAUUGGUCAGUUAUAUGUUAUUGCGCUCGGCAGAGAUAUGGCCAUCAUUUGUAGUUUUUACCACGUUUGCCUUGCCACAUUUAAAUAUCAGCAUUAUGGUUUUUAAGUUUCUAUGUACCACACAUCUGACACGUACGCGUUUUAGAAUGAUGAAUGAGGUACAUAACUGUUUUAUAUAAACACACUUUAUCUCUACAUAUAUUUAACAUAUUAAAUUUAUAUAUCUAUUAACCUUAAAGAUACUACAGGAUAUACUCGACUCUUGUAUUGAGGAGCGCGGUGCAGUUGAGCUCUCACCAAUGCACUCAGUAAUACACCUACAUAGUUUCAAUAAUAUACCAUCACGGCAUGCGUCAUCGGUUAUUCAACCAAUAGCUACGCCACGUCCACGAUAUAGCGUCACUUCCCUAGUACGUCGCAAUCCUGAAGCAGCGCUCAAACAAGUCAGCAAUGUGCAUAAUCUACUUUGUGACAUUUGUUGCACAAUCGAGGAUUAUUUUAAUUAUCCAAUGCUAUCUAUUAUCGCUAUUUCAUUUCUAUUUAUUCUAUUUGAUGACUUUUACAUAUUAGAAGCGGUCAUUACGCCUAGUCGGGUUGACAAAUUUGAAGCCGAUGAAUUCUUCGCCUUUUUCAUAACGCAAAUGUUGUGGUAUGUGGUCAUAAUAUUGUUAAUUGUAGAGGGUAGCAGCAAAACCAUUAAGGAAAGCAAUAAAACAGCAGCUAUUGUGCAUAAAAUACUAAACAUAUCUGAUGAAUCGGCCGUGCAUGAUCGUCUAUUGCCUUUGUCGUUGCAAUUGUCACAUCGACGUGUUGUUUUCACAGCCGCCGGUCUCUUUAAUUUGGAUCGUACCUUAAUAUUUACGAUAUGUGGUGCUGCCACUUGCUACCUUAUAAUUCUUAUACAAUUUCGCUAUAAUCCGUCCCACUGGGACCGUUUAAACUCGUCAUCCGGAACAGUUUUAGCUUCAGGAUAAUAUAAUGUGCCUAAAGUAGAUAUCAAAUAAUGUACAAAUCGAUAUGUGUAAACAAUAUUGAAUUUUUAAUAUACCUAACUGUAAACAUUAAUUAUAUUUAUAUAUGCGAAUUUGUCAGCACAACACUUGCUCGCAUAUUCUAAUUAACUAUAUAAUUUGCAAUUUAUUUUAAAAUAAUAAAAUUUGCUUUAAUUGUCAA